This is a messenger RNA of Aspergillus sclerotioniger CBS 115572, 2289 nucleotides long. It is a transcript of the gene ace2, whose product is annotated as putative C2H2 transcription factor (Swi5). Gene Ontology annotation, molecular function: DNA-binding transcription factor activity, RNA polymerase II-specific; RNA polymerase II cis-regulatory region sequence-specific DNA binding. Bases 1 to 2289 code for a protein of 762 amino acids. Gene Ontology annotation, biological process: regulation of transcription by RNA polymerase II. NCBI's taxonomy places the organism in Eukaryota, Fungi, Ascomycota, Eurotiomycetes, Eurotiales, Aspergillaceae. The transcript is spliced from 2 exons. The record is from RefSeq and is a predicted model, not a curated record. Gene Ontology annotation, cellular component: nucleus.
AUGCUGUCCACGGCGCACAACAACCUUCAUGAGCGACAUCGACAACACCGCCGGCAGAUCUCGACGCCGUCGGCCCUUGAUGCUGUGAAAGCCCCCAGCCUUCCGGCACAAGCGAUGCAUCGUUAUCAUGCCCAUCGCCGAGGCCAGAGUUUUGACAACAGAUCUCUGCGCGUUCAACGAUCGCAGUCCAUGCAAGAUGGUACCUUUCAUACUAACCCAACAGUACCGCAGCACCCUUCCAAUCAACGUUAUCUCUGUGUCACGCAGCCUCCCUUUCCUCAACAGCCAGCCCCCAUGCCCGUUAUGCCCGAAUGCCAGACAUUCAGCCAGGAGGAAUUGCACCCCUUGGAUCGUCACAAUGGCCAGAACAGUCAACCAAACAUGGCUUAUCUGAAUGCGAGUUUUCCCAAGGAGAACCCAGCUAUGAGCGUUCCGCACAUGAAUAUGCAUUUCAACCUGAUGCAACAACCGCACAUCGAGACAGGGGCUUGGGACCUCUACCAGCAGAAUAACGUCGCGGCGACCUUCCCCCACCCAACACACCAUAUUGUUCCUGAUGUAAGGAAAUUAUCGGUGCAGUCGGACGCUACUCCAUCCCAGCACCCGCAUACGCCAAAGCAUGGCAACACACACUAUAUCCCAAUUACACCAGCAACAACACCGUUCAAGCAAACCGUGGGCCUUGUUCAGUACGGCGGGGACAUUCAGCCAACACCCACCAAGGACCAGGGUAACACGAUGCCUGGAUCAGGCCAGUCGUCGUAUAUGCAGCGAGCGAAGUCUCUCCAAGGCGUGGCUGGAACUACUUUCACGCAGCAGAAGUUUGAUGUGCCCUCUCCCCCGAACACAGCCUCAUUUGAAGUGGAUAAUUUUGAUACCUUUAACUAUGAGCAGGGUUCCAGUUUUGAAGUUCCUAAGUCGGAGAGUCUGUCACAAAGCCAGUAUACGUCUUCAUCGGCUUCGUCGUCCUUUAUGUCAUCUCCAGAGCUGGCUGCUAUGCCUUGUCCCGAGGAUGGUGGUGCAAAGACACCGAAAGUGCCCAUCUAUCCUGCCACCCCCAACCGUCCGCAUCAUAGAAAGUCCGUCAGUGAGACGCCUAGCACGUCGUCCGCCAAGCCUAAGCUUUCUCCGCGGGUCGCAAACAUCGACAGCCUCAAUCUCGACGCUCGCGUCCAGGCUUCGAUCAAGGAAACCGGGGUCACCAUCGAUGAGAUUGCGUCGUACAUUCACGGUCCGGAUCCCGAGGAUGGGAAGUGGGUGUGCCUUCAUCUCGGCUGCGAGCGCCGGUUCGGAAGGAAAGAGAACAUCAAAUCGCAUGUGCAGACUCAUUUGGGCGACCGCCAGUACAAAUGCGACCAUUGCAACAAAUGCUUCGUUCGGGGUCAUGAUCUCAAGCGUCACGCCAAGAUUCACACCGGCGACAAGCCCUACGAGUGCCUAUGUGGAAAUGUAUUUGCGAGACAUGACGCCUUGACUCGACAUCGGCAGCGCGGGAUGUGCAUCGGCGGCUACAAAGGUAUUGUGCGCAAGACUACCAAACGAGGCCGUCCAAAGAAGCACCGACCCGAGAUGGACGAAAGGCAAGAGAAAGCGUCGAGAACGCGCCAGAGAAUCGCAGAGAAGGCAUCCUUUGAUUCCUCCACAUCCGAAUCCUCCCGCAACACACCUCCUUCAGAAGUCUUCGAGAACAUGAGUCUCCAUGGCUCUAGUCCGACGGAAGAAAUGCCGGUGUUCAACAACCCCGAUUACUCGUUGCCACCUGAAGUUUUCACAUACACGCCUCCUGCAUCUCCCGGCUAUAGCGUUGGGAUCAAACCAUCGCCUUCCCGAGACAGGCGAUCGAUCACCCCCAGCUCGGAGGACGAGAUGUUGCCAUCUUCACCUGCAAAGCGGUCCCUCGAUAAGAUAAUCACGGACUCCAGCUUGCCUUACAUGUCUGAUCCGGAGACGUGCCCAUACACAGAUGCGUCUGGCACAGCCAGCCAUUCCUUGUCUUCCCCACACGCAGGCCCUACUCUGUCCGAAUCGUCCAACGGCUCUGAUCUCGACAUCUUCAUCAGCCAGGGAUCGACGACAGGAUUCGGAAAGCCCGAAUUCGGAGAUCUUGCAGACCCUGAUAUGGCUACCUUCCCCGACUACGUGAACACUGCAUCUUUCGAAGGUGGAAUGGAUCUUUUCCCCACCAAGCCCUUCUGUUCAGGCCCCACCAUGGGCGAUGACUUCUUCUUUCAAUUCCAAGUGGACGAGCCACCCACGGACGCCAUGACUAAAGAAUUCUUCAUGGACUAA